UCCAGUACCGUUGGCCUUCUCCUCUGUUGCUCGCCCCAACCUCAGCGCGCGGUACCAUUCAGCACCACCCGUCAAAAGUCACCGGACGAAGCUCCUACCUGCAAUCCAUGGACGGUGGCAGAAGUGCCAGCCGGCGGGUCAAGGACCACCUCGCGCAGCUGCUCCGCACGGCCAACUCUCUCCUUCGCCCCCCGUGCAGCUCCUCCACCUCCACGGCUUUCACAGCCACUACCACUGCCACCACCACGAUAUCGACCUCCUCGUCCACUGCCACCACCGCCGCCAAAUACACCACCGGCGGCGCUCUCGACCGCCUCCGUCACUCUCCUCCGGAGCGCAUGCGCAGCAAAAAGGCGCAGCACAAGGAGGCGAGCUCCUGUCGGCGCAGCAGCCGCCGGCAUUUGAAGAAUGUCGACGACAAGGGCGGCAUGAGGGCGCUCUGGUCCAACCCCUACGGCUUCACCACCUCCGACGAGGAGGAGGAGGAGGAGGACACCGAUGGCUGCGGCGAUGAUGACACGGAGACCUUCUUCUCCUCAAGAAACCUCAUGUCCUCCAACUCCUCCGGCUUCUACACGUCCCACAAACAGCCGCCCAAGAACAAGAGCCACCACCAUCGCCAGCAAAGGAGGCGGCAGCGAGGGCGGCCAGCGGCGAGCUGCAUGAAGAAGUGCGGCCCCAGCACCGUGCGGGAGCCGGGCUUCCGCCCGCUGGUGGUGACGACGACGGCGGCUGUGGAGGAGGAGGUGCGGAAGGGCCUGGCUGUGGUGAAGCGGUCGCGGGACCCGUACGGCGACUUCCGGGAGUCGAUGGUGGAGAUGAUCUUGAGGCGGCAGGUGUUCGGCGCGGCGGAGCUAGAGCGGCUACUGCGGUCCUACCUGUCGCUCAACGCGCCGCGCCUCCACCCCGUCAUCCUCCAGGCGUUCUCCGACAUUUGGGUCGUCCUCCAUGGCGGCUAGCCUCGCCGCCGGCGUUGGUGGAUCUGGUGCAUGCAAGUGAACGUAAUUGCGUAGUACUCCGUACUACUAUUAGUAGGUUGAGAUUAGUUAGUUGGGUUGUUAAGUGUAGUAUUAGCUGUGCAUGCAUGUUGAUGCCCCUGCGAUACAUGGUAGGUAG
This is a messenger RNA of Phragmites australis (common reed), 1116 nucleotides long. Its product is annotated as transcription repressor OFP7-like. The transcript has a single exon. The record is from RefSeq and is a predicted model, not a curated record. Lineage: Eukaryota; Viridiplantae; Streptophyta; Magnoliopsida; Poales; Poaceae. The coding region runs from base 108 to 959 and encodes 283 amino acids. Gene Ontology annotation, biological process: negative regulation of DNA-templated transcription.